GUGGCAAACAGGCCCAGACAGCUGGAAAGGGCAUUUCUUACAAGUUAGCCGAUUUAGUUACCAAGAUCAAGUUAGCCAUUUUAGUUACUUAUAUCAAGUCAAAGAAUUCAGGAGCUGAAAGACCCUGCACCAGCUCCAUUGAGUGAGGAGAUCAAACCCAGAGAGAUGACACCCUGAAGAUUGCUGAAAGCCAAACUAUAAAUGAAGUGUGAGCAGCAUUGUUGAAGUGUAACACAUACACCCUCCCUUUCCCACCGAGGAUGUCUGCAAGCAACACACUUCAAGAUUAAGCUUUACCUCUGACAUGAAAUAGUAUAUUUGUAGCUGCUUUACUUAGAAAUGUUUAAAUAAAAGGCAUACAGCAAUGUACCCAUCAGGAACUCACAGUGAAAAACACAGGGCCAUGUUUCAUCCUAAGCUGCUUCGAAGACCUUUGCCACCAAAGGUGGAAACAGAACAACUUCUAACAAAGAGGAAAAGAUAUAAAGAUGCUAUUGAGGAAGAUAAAGCAUCCAUAAAAACAUUGGAGACCGAUGAUGCCCAGCCUGCAGCACCUGGCAAGAACCAACCAAUUUAUUUGUGCUUUCCAGACUAUGAUUUUGGAAUCCAAGUUCCCAAGAGAGACUUUGUUAUUCCAUUACAGUCCAGUGGGCCUCCUAGCUUCCCAAGGCAAAAACGCCGUGUACCAAUCUGCCUCAGGUUUCCUGUUCUGAGAGAGUUCCCAUUGCAUUUAGAUUCAGAAUUUAUGUUAAAAGGCAUGACUGUAGAAGCCAGUCUUGAUAUUAUGUCUCUGCCAUCUGAAGUUAUAAAGCCGAUCCCUUCUCGUUGCAACUAUGAAGUACUCACUAGCCAGCUGAUUGCUGAAGAGAGAAGAGGUCCUACAGAAGUCAGUACUGUAAUACUGUCUUUUGGGGAUCUGCCUAUUAUUGAACGCAGAAAACCUGAGAGACAGAUGCUAAUAGAAAAGAUGCUGGAGGAAAAGGCAGAGGAGGGUUUCCCAGGUGAGGAAGAUGAGGAGAUGGGAUUCCUGGCUAAGGAGAGGAAGGACGCUGUUGAGGUUAAAGAGAAAAAAAAGAAAAGAGUGACCUAUGCAGACAUGGUGGAUGACUUGGGUUUUGCUGCAUCCUUUGUCUCGGGUGUUGCGUUCAAGCCUCAAUCACAGGUGCAGGAUGAAGAGGAUCAAUUGAAAACAAAAGCUGAAACAGCUGUUUCUCUUUGCUUAAAGUACAGAAGAACUGGGCUGAGUCUUAAGGCGUAUUUUCUGUCACAACUUCCUGAUCUAUCUCCUUUGGCUGACUUUUUGUUGUACCUUAACCUGUCAUUCAAUUGCUUGAGCUCCUUUCCUACAGAGGUGUUUUGUCUUCAACAUUUAGAGGUGCUAAAGGUUCGAAACAACCCCAUAAAAUUCAUCCCUGAAGAAAUCAGCCAGAUGAAGAAUCUUAAAUAUUUGGUUAUGUCCUUCAAUUUGCUAACUACUCUUCCACCUGGGCUAUUUACUUUGCCAAAUCUUGAGGGCCUAGAUGUUUCCUAUAAUGAACUUGAAACUAUCCCUAAUGAUAUUGGAAGCCUCAGUACCCUUACAUACCUGAACGUCGAAGGGAAUUUCCUCUAUGUUUUGCCUUGUGGGGUUGUGAAGCUUGACCUGACCCGGUUGAAGGUGGAAAAUAAUUUCUUACAUCCCUACUUCUGGAAUGAAAUCUGCCGUUUUGAGCCACAACGGCUCACUGACAUGGCUGCUCACUGUUUUGCCAAGCACAAGCUGUGGGAAGAAUAUCCUCACAUCCCAAAUGACAUUGAAAAGAUAUUGUGCAACUUCAGGAUUUUACUGCCCAGACCAUUGUAUGGAAGCCUUCAAUUCAUCUGUGUUUAUAAGAAUCCAUACGGACAGCUUCCUUACCUCUUUGCUUCCUGCUCACCCUGCUAUAAGGACUUUGUCACUACAGUUGCCUCAGAGUGA
Molecule: messenger RNA, 1957 nt
Organism: Sceloporus undulatus (fence lizard)
Lineage: Eukaryota; Metazoa; Chordata; Lepidosauria; Squamata; Phrynosomatidae
Gene: LRRC63
Product: leucine rich repeat containing 63
Molecular function (GO): protein binding
Source: RefSeq, a predicted model, not a curated record